Messenger RNA from Echinococcus granulosus, 750 nucleotides. RefSeq lists its product as hypothetical. NCBI's taxonomy places the organism in Eukaryota, Metazoa, Platyhelminthes, Cestoda, Cyclophyllidea, Taeniidae. Bases 1 to 750 code for a protein of 249 amino acids. The transcript has 5 exons. The record is from RefSeq and is a predicted model, not a curated record.
AUGCCAGUGAGUCGCCUGCACUUUCCAAUUUUCUGCCUUAAUGCAAUAUCCUUCUCUUUCCUUCCAUUAACAAGUUACAGCUUAGAGGAUUGCGCUAUACUUCCAUUAGUAGGACAUUUAAGUAAGCAAUUUUCAAACAAUUUUCGUGCGAAAUAUUUUAAGAACACUUCUUCAAUGCCUAAUAAUUAUGUCCUAUUAUGCCCACUGAACUUGUUUGCUGUAGUCUUUUAUUUAACAUUUGUUGUGCAACAAAGCAUCCAACUUUGUUCUCCCAAUUUUCACGCUUGUCGCAAUCUAAAAUAUGAUAAUCAACGGUCAACGGGAAUCAAAAUUGGAAUCAACUGUCAGAAAAGCCUUGAAAUAUCUAGAAUAUGCAAUAACAUUGAUUUAAAGAGCAAACCCGGGGUGGAGGAAGUGUGGAAUUAUGACUCUGAAUUAUUGUUCAAAGAAAUGAUUCGGGAUUUUGUUGGUGGAAGGGAAAACGAAGGAGGGCACCUCAUCCCUCUCAGCAUUGAGUUCCACAUUUCAGCUCGUGGACAAAGUGAUGAUUGGGCUAACGAAGCUGGAUAUUUCUGUACAGAUUUGGUUCCGAUGCAUUUUAAUUUAUCUGCCUGUUUUUGCCUGAUAUCUGCACUUUCGUGUCAGGCAUGUGAUUGGAAAAAUUUACUACAAAAUAUGUUGGCAACGUUUCAUCACCACUACAUUCCUCUUCAUUUAAUAACAAUAACAACCAAAUUUUUGAGAUUAUGA